AUGUAUUGUCAAAAAUGUAGAACUCCCUUGAAAUUGGACCACUCUUUGGAGCAUCUCAAUCCAUCCUCGUUCAAAAUACUGGUUGACUCGACCCCUUCUCUACCACCGCAAACUGCUCAACCACCCAAAACACUUGCUGCUCGCGAGCGAAGAGAUAUUUACGACAAGGCUGCUCAAAAUGCUGGUCCCGCUCAACACAAGCGGUCCAUACCCGCCCCUCACAAGACAACCAACUUCAAUCCUGCCAUGUCCUAUGUCAUGUUAAGCGAGUCUCAGCUAGGUCCUUUGUCACCAGAAGAACCAAACCCUUCCAAAAGCAAGUCUAUCGAAAAGGACUCGAAGCCAACUGAUCAGAAUGUAUCAAAAAGUCUUUCUGCUGAGAUGGAGAAGAGCUUACGAUUAUGGGAAAUUCUGUCUUCUCGCUCAGACAUCGAUCACCCCAUAUGCUCGGAAUGCACCGAAUUGUUGUUGACGGGCCUCCAACAACGCCAAACAACUGCAAAUCGUGAGCGACAGGCCUACGCCGAGUUUUUGAAGAAAGCCAAAGAGGACAUCCCAUCAGAAGAAGAGCAGCAUCAGGCACGUGAAGCGCUUGCUGCCGCCAAACAACAGGAACAGGACGCUCUUGAAGAGCUGGAAGCACUAGAAGUCGAGAAGGCAGCAAUGGAAGAAGAGAUUGCUGCCCUCAACCGCGAAGAGGCAGAGCUGGAAGAAGAGGAAGCGGCUUUCUGGCGAGAACGUAACGAAUUCGACGACACUGUCACCAAAUUCAGAGACCAGAACGACAGCUUGCUCAAUCAACUACAGUUCGACACAAAGAUACUGGAAGCACUACAGCGAACGAAUGUCUAUAAUGACUCAUUCUGCAUUGAUCAUGAUGGGCCAUUUGGUACAAUCAACGGGCUGAGAUUGGGUAAGCUUCCAGAUCACUCUGUCGAGUGGCCCGAGAUCAACGCUGCUUGGGGGCUGUGUGUUUUGUUGUUGACCGUUGUCGCCGAGAAGCUGGAGUACACGUUCCAUGGCUACAGACCUCUUCCGAUAGGCUCUACGUCCAAAAUUGAGAAGCUCGAGUACCCGGCCAAUGAUCAAUCACGAACAGGAAAACCGAAAGUCACCACACUAGACCUGUUUUGCAACAGUGAUCUCCCAUUGGGACUGGGCUUCCUGCACCGUGGCUUUGAUAAUGCCAUGAUCGCGUUCUUGGAGUGCCUACGACAGCUAGGUGAGCAUGUUGAACAGUCUCCCUCGUACGUGGGCGCGUCGGCCCUAAGUCGCAAACUCCCUUACAAGAUCAGCAAGGACAAGAUUGGUGAUAAUAGCAUCAAGCUUGGAACCUUCAAUCAGGAGGAAGCUUGGACAAGGGCAUGUAAAUAUACCUUGACAUGCUGCAAGUUCUUGCUUGCGCAUGCCAGUCAUGUUGACGAUCUGAAGCAGGAUGGUCAGACUGCUCGUUAA
Messenger RNA from Aureobasidium subglaciale EXF-2481, 1455 nucleotides. RefSeq lists its product as uncharacterized. Bases 1 to 1455 code for a protein of 484 amino acids. Gene Ontology annotation, biological process: autophagosome assembly; late endosome to vacuole transport; autophagy. Gene Ontology annotation, cellular component: phosphatidylinositol 3-kinase complex, class III, type II; phagophore assembly site; phosphatidylinositol 3-kinase complex, class III, type I. NCBI's taxonomy places the organism in Eukaryota, Fungi, Ascomycota, Dothideomycetes, Dothideales, Saccotheciaceae. The transcript has 2 exons. The record is from RefSeq and is a predicted model, not a curated record.